CGACUGAUUUGCGUGGUCUACACGGAUUUUUGGGGCCAGACGUUCUCGAAUCCUGCCGCGUCAGUACCGAAGUUUCUGCAAAAAGAGAUCACUUCACAGUUAGACACACGACCAUGUCGGAGACUAAAGCAUUGUGGGCGCCUGUCAAGUGGGCGCAGCGCAAGGACGCGCUGUACGUGACCGUGGACCUUCCGGAUGUCAAGGACGAGAAGGUCACGCUCACCGACAAGAACCUCACGUUUAAGGGCACGAGCAACGGCCAGUUGUACGAGGUGAAGCUGGACUUCUUCAAGGAAGUGGACGUGGAGGCCAAGGACAGUAUCUGGGCCAAGACGGACCGUAACCUGCACUUCCACAUCGUCAAGAAGAAUCAGGACGAGGAGUUCUGGCCGCGUCUGCUAGCUGACAAGCACCUGGAGAAGACGAACGUCAAGGUGGACUGGAGCAAGUUUGUGGACGAGGACGAUGACGAGGAGCAGGGCGGCUUCGACAUGAGUGCACUCAACGGUGGCGGUGGCUUUGACAUCAACCAGAUGAUGGCGGCACAGAACGCGGCUGGAAUGAUGGACGACGGCAGUGACAGCGACGACGAAGACAUGCCCGACCUCGACCCCAACGACCAGUAGAGAGACCACGGAGACAGUGAAGGCAGUGUGAAAAAAAGAAGAGGAUGAGACUCGCCCCUUCUUGCGUAAGUGGUAAAGAUGCCGUCCUCUUGCUGCUAGCUCGCUUGUUUUUUGUGUGCUUUUGUGAUACUUGAAUUUAUGUGUCCCAUAAAUUGAAAGUUAGUUGAUUUCUUUGGUGUAGUGAUGACAGGGACGCUACGUUAGAAAUAAAAAAAAAAACUGGUGAAAAUGGACGAUAA
Molecule: messenger RNA, 865 nt
Organism: Phytophthora nicotianae INRA-310
Lineage: Eukaryota; Oomycota; Peronosporomycetes; Peronosporales; Peronosporaceae
Exons: 2
Coding region: 114-626 (170 amino acids)
Biological process (GO): chaperone-mediated protein complex assembly; protein folding
Cellular component (GO): cytosol; nucleus
Molecular function (GO): Hsp90 protein binding; protein-folding chaperone binding
Source: RefSeq, a predicted model, not a curated record